Xiphias gladius (swordfish) is the source of this 2125-nucleotide messenger RNA. Its product is annotated as spindlin-Z-like. NCBI's taxonomy places the organism in Eukaryota, Metazoa, Chordata, Actinopteri, Istiophoriformes, Xiphiidae. The coding region runs from base 459 to 1178 and encodes 239 amino acids. Gene Ontology annotation, biological process: gamete generation. The transcript is spliced from 5 exons. The record is from RefSeq and is a predicted model, not a curated record.
GUAGCUAAAACCAGGGUGCAAAAUCAGCGCUUACAUGGCGAUGCAUUUCCUUUUGUUCAGCUAGCGUAUGUGUAGAAAUGCAGAAGCCAAAUUCUGAGAAAUGUUGGUCAUUUAUAAUAAACAGUGGCUGAAAGGGUUCAUUAACGUCAGCUACUACCUGGUUCCAAUUUUAGACAUACUGUAACAUAACAAACAUUUCCGACGAUAUUCGACUCGUCAACAUUUAUUCAGCUAGCCUCGGUAAAGUUACACAUUUAUUGGCCGUAUAGUUAGCUGUAUAAAUAUAUGACCCGUAGUCUGUAUUAGCAUUGAGCUAGGUUAGUUAGCAUUAGCACUGGGCUUGUCGCAGUUAGGUUGUUUACAUCCGGUAAUGCGGUUCGGGUUGGCUAAUUUGCAUGGCUGUGGUUGAUUGAGCUCCGGGAUCAAGACCUGCGGGGGUUGUGAGAAUUUAUGGAAACAUGUCAAAGAAACGGGGCAGGAAGCGUAGCAGUGGAGAGCUGAGUGAGAGCUCUGCGUCGACCCUGAGCCCAGACCCUGACAACCUGCUGGGCCGCAGGAUCCAGCACACCUGGAGGGAGAAGGGUAUCGUGACCAAGUGGAAAGGCACCGUUCUGGAGCGUCUAACUGUCAACAGCUCCCUCUACAUGGUCAAAUAUGACGGCUUCGAUUGCGUCUACGGCAUUGAGCUGUUCAAGGACAACCGGGUGUCCAACCUGCAGGUGUUGUCAGAGAAAGUCGUGAAUAAUAAAAUCAAGGUGCCUCCUGGGGCAGAGGAGCUGGUGGGCCGAGCUGUGGAACAUCUGUUCGAGAAGGAGGAUGGUGAGAAAAAUGAGUGGCGAGGCAUGGUGCUUUCCCGAGCCCCCAUCAUGACCCACUGGUAUUACAUCACCUACGAGAAGGACCCAGUGCUGUAUAUGUACCAGCUGUGGGAUGAUUAUAAGGACGGAGAUCUACGUGUCCUGCCGGAGUCAGAGAACAAACACCUGCUGCCGGCAGACAGGAAGCCUGGUGAGGAGCCAGAGAGCCUUGUGGGUAAACAGGUGGAGUACGUCACAGAUAACGGUCUGAAGAGGACGGGAUUGGUCAUCUACCAGGUUCCAGCAAAGCCCACGGUAUAUUACAUCAAAUAUGACGAUGACGUUCACAUCCAUGUCUACGAUCUAGUGAAGACCACCUAGUACUGACUGUCCGGUUUCAACUUCAGAUGACGGCUCAUCUUUGUCCCGACCAGUCGUUACCUGUUAAAGUGUUAGAGAUUACAGUUCUUCUUCGGUGGGAGCCAUUUUCCCAAAGAUCAAAAGCCCCAUAUUCUUUUGCCUCCCGAGGCUUCUUUCAUUCUCACAUUACGAGACAUCUUGGUUUUUGAUUCUCAAUUUUAAGUUGACCUUAAUAUAUGACUAAUAGGUCCUCUUCAGUGUAAAUAAAGCAGAUCUGAGACCAGUUGUAUAGCCCAGAAAAUGACAUGGAGCUAGACGUUUGAUUUGUUCAAAUCACACUUGUAUAGUGCAACUUUCAAACUCCAAAAUUUCUUACCUUUACCUCUGUGUUUUACUCCUAUUUCAUUUCACUUUUAUAUGCCCGUGCUAUUUAUUUCAUCUGGAAUAUCUGGCUGUGCUGCUGGUAUCAUUUUGGCAAAACUCGUCUGCUGUGCUUUAUGUGUGUCACGGGGUAGGCCUCAGUUUGCUGAAUAUAUAAGUAAUAAUCAUUUGACCAGUGUGCUAAUUAUACCAUCACAGUGGACUCAGAUUUCAGUUGAAGUGUAUAGGCACUGAUGAGACUUGACUGUGUCUCACAUCAUGGAUAUAAAACACAGAUUAAUCUAAAAUGUCAUGUAUCAUAUUUCUUUUCAGUUUUUUACAUUAUAAUAAUAUAUGAAAAAUAAUGAUGUUGAUGUCACAUUGUUUCCGUGGUGUUUGUGCUACACACUAUUUAUGUAGUUCAAAUUGGCCACCAACAUUGUUUAGUAUUUUGGACUGAAUUCUUUAUUAUUUGCCAAAAAUUAAUGAUGUGAUAUGAUAUAUUCAGGCCUCAAAAUAUUGUUCCUUGUGACCCUAAAUAUGUUUUGUUCUGUAAAUAUAAUCUUGAGACAUUUUUAUGAACGUAAAACAAAGCUGCUUGAAAAUGA